AUGAGCGACGCAUGGAACAGGGUACGCGGCAAUGAUCAUCGGAACCCGCAAAACGGCCAACAGCAGCGAGUCACACGAAGCCAGUCGAGCAACAUCUUCCAACAGCUGCAGAACGCGCUGAGGCGCAACCAAGAGCUAGAACGAGCCAAACGAAAUGUCGAACAUACCGUAUCAAACCUCCGAGAGAAUCUGCGACGUCACAAGGAUGACAUAGGAAAGAAAGAAGGAAAAAUAGCAAGAACUGAGACGGCUUAUCGCAAGCUGCAAGCCGAAAACAGGCAACUGCAAGACGAGUGCAAAGAAUGGGAGGAAGAAUCCAAAGACAUUGGAAGGAUGUACAACCACAUCAUGGCGAAGGUCGUAAAGCCAUACGCAGUGAAGCAGAAGCUUGACUCUCAGAGCAUGACCGAUGAAUCUGUCAAGACACUCCUAGACACGAUGCUCAGGCAAUCCAGUCAAGUCAGGCCCUUGCGAGCAGAGCUCCAGCGUUUGCGAAGCCAGAUCCAAGAACUCCAGCAGGACAUGCUCGCCAAGGUCGACAAGGUGGAUGCCACGUCCGACGACCAGUUCGCUAAGGAAUUUCGCUCCCUUGCAUCAUCUAUCAAGUGCUUCAGCCGUUCACUCCGCUUCAUCGCCCACGUCAACAUCACCGAGGUUCUCGACUCCGUCGCCUUACUCAACGACGUUGCGCCUCAUCAUUGGAAUGGACGACCGAGGAAAAAGGCGUUGACCGAAGCCUGGAUCUGGUCCAUCCUGAUUUGCUUGGUAUUCAAAAGCCCCUACGCUGUAUUCGGAGAUCAUUGCAAAGCCCUGAAUGAGGCAUGGGUCCAAAUCUAUGGGGCAGAGCAUCUUCUCGAAUGGCCGAUUCCAUCUUCGCACUGCGAGUCAUGGCGUGUCAAGACAGUGGAGCAGUUGCUGAAGCAAACCAGUCCAGACACCAUUGCACAUGGAGAGUCAGAAGGCUUGUUUGCAGGCUUGACAGCCAGUGUGGUCGAGGUCCGCCUCCUUGUAAUGAGUGUUAUCUGCGGCCAUUUCGAGUCGCUAUCUCCCGGAUUCAAGAUUUCGGACAUCCAGCUCAUCAUCGACAAGGCCUUUUCGCUGGCCUUACAUAUGUCCACGCAGCAAUCGCGAUUUCAAGUCACUUAUCCGGCCGUCGGGGCCGAGUUCCAUGAGGCGCAAAUGCUGUCGGUGGAUAACGACGAUGAUGAAGACAUGGGAGCAAGUGUCGUGGCUUUCGUCAUCAAUCCAGGUCUGACUAAGUGGGGCGAUGCCCAUGGAGAGCACUACGACCAUUACCACAGCAUUGUGCCCACCCUCGUGCAACUGGAGCCGAAAGACCUAGGUGAUAAUCUCGAUGAUCACCGCCAGGAGAUUGUUGACGCAGAGCCUGUCAUCAAGCAAGAGCCUGGAGUGAAGCAAGAGCCUGAGUGGUGUUGGACUAGCAACUGA
Molecule: messenger RNA, 1449 nt
Organism: Alternaria hordeiaustralica
Lineage: Eukaryota; Fungi; Ascomycota; Dothideomycetes; Pleosporales; Pleosporaceae
Exons: 2
Coding region: 1-1449 (482 amino acids)
Source: RefSeq, a predicted model, not a curated record